UAUACAUUAGUAUAAACUAUAUGAAAAUAUGUCCAUAAAAUCAGCAUGAACUGAAUAAAAAUAUGCCCAUAAAAUCAACACAUAUCAAAGUAUAAAUGAACUUUAGACUUAUUUAGAUUUACUAAAUAAUCAAAAUAUCAAACAGACCAAUCAAAUAGUAGUUCGACUAUAUAUAAGAAAGAUUAUACAGUUCUGUAAAUAUUUCGACAGAUAUUAUGAAAAGAUAAUUAUAUACUUUUAUUUCGUAUAAUUUAUCGAUCUAUUUGUUAGUUAACAACAAUGGCACGAGCACUUGUAGGUGUAAAAAGAGUUAUCGAUUAUGCAGUUAAGAUUCGUGUUAAAUCAGAUAAAACAGGUGUUGUAACAGAUGGAGUAAAACAUUCAAUGAAUCCUUUUGAUGAAAUUGCAAUUGAAGAAGCUAUACGAAUGAAAGAAAAAAAAUUAGUACAAGAAAUAAUUGCAGUUUCAUGUGGACCUCCACAAUGUCAAGAUGUGAUAAGAACUGCACUUGCAAUGGGUGCUGAUAAAGGAAUUCAUGUUGAAAUAUCUGGAUCUGAAUAUGAAACAUUGCAACCUAUUCAUGUUUCUAAACUUUUGGCCAAAUUGGCUCAAGAAGAGAAAGCAGAUUUAAUUAUUGUUGGAAAACAAGCUAUAGAUGAUGAUAGUAAUCAAACUGCACAAAUGAUUGGAGGUAUCUUAGAUUGGCCAACUGGAACAUUUUGUAGUAAAAUUGAAAAAAAUAAUGAUGACCUAACUGUUACACGUGAAGUUGAUGGAGGUUUAGAAGUCGUUAAAAUAAAAAUGCCAACAGUUUUAAGUGCUGAUCUACGACUUAAUGAACCACGAUAUGCUACAUUGCCAAAUAUUAUGAAAGCUAAGAAAAAACCAAUUAAAAAAAUAACAGCAAAAGAUCUUGGUGUAGAUACUACAGCAAGAAUUGAAAUUUUAUCAGUUGAAGAACCACCAGUUAGGCAAGCUGGAACUAUUGUACCAAAUGUUGAUACAUUAAUUGCAAAAUUAAAGGAAAGUGGACAUAUAUAAUUAUCAAUACUGUUAUAAAAAAGUAUAAACAUUUUAUAUCUUAUAUUUGUUAUAUUUUUUAUUAAAUUUUGUUUUAUAUAAAAAAUUUUUUAAACAUUAUGAGGUAUACUAUAUAUUAUACUUUGAUAAAUUUUUUUCUAUAGUAAAUAAAAUAGUAGAAUUCCUUCAUGACAUAACUGAUAUUUGUAAUGAAAUAACAUUUUAUAUAUUUCUUUGGUAAAUAACAUUUUCCUACAUUGAUUUUGUACUUCUAUAUCUCCACACAUUAUUUAUGCCAACUAUUAUUUCAUAGGUUUAUACAAUGUAUGAAAAGAUUUUGUUAUUUACUGAUUUUCGUAAUUUCCAUUUAAAUAGAUUCUUUGUAACAAUGAACUAAAUUAUUAAACAUAAAAAUAAUAUAUUUUAAAUCUAAA
This is a messenger RNA of Apis florea (little honeybee), 1454 nucleotides long. It is a transcript of the gene Etfb, whose product is annotated as Electron transfer flavoprotein beta subunit. Gene Ontology annotation, molecular function: electron transfer activity. The record is from RefSeq and is a predicted model, not a curated record. Lineage: Eukaryota; Metazoa; Arthropoda; Insecta; Hymenoptera; Apidae. Gene Ontology annotation, biological process: fatty acid beta-oxidation using acyl-CoA dehydrogenase; amino acid catabolic process. Gene Ontology annotation, cellular component: mitochondrion.